Pelmatolapia mariae (spotted tilapia) is the source of this 5000-nucleotide messenger RNA. RefSeq names its product WASP like actin nucleation promoting factor b (gene waslb). The transcript is spliced from 7 exons. The record is from RefSeq and is a predicted model, not a curated record. Gene Ontology annotation, biological process: actin filament organization. Gene Ontology annotation, molecular function: actin binding. NCBI's taxonomy places the organism in Eukaryota, Metazoa, Chordata, Actinopteri, Cichliformes, Cichlidae. The coding region runs from base 827 to 2287 and encodes 486 amino acids.
CUCUCCAUUCCUAACUGUCUUUCUCUCAUUUCCCAUCACUGCAUCAUCACUCUGUUACUGUCAUCUCUAGUCUGGUUUUUGCUGUCCUCUCCACUACUCCUGCUGCCCGGUUGAGCACUCGCCUGCUCAUCAAUUAUCCUCAUCUGCCCUCCCUCUCUCUUCAUUUAAUCAGUCUGUUUUCUCUCUCAUGUUUUUAUCUAUCGCUCUGCCCUUCUCCAUCUUUCUUUCUCUCCACCGAUUCAUCAUGUUUUAGAAACCCCAGAGAUUAUUGUGGGAUUAUGCCAUGGAUGGGCUUUAAUGGUUACGUAAAACACAGGCACAAAAUCCAGAAUAACUUGCUGGGAUUAGGUAUGUUUUGCAGGGAAAGGGAGGAGGUAGUGGACAGACUGUGGUGAAAUGAUCACAGCCAGCCAAUCCGGGCAUUACAAUCUUGACAGUAGGGAGUUGAAGAGGAUGAAUAAACUUUAGCCGCUGGCUGGCAAAGUGUUGGCUCAUUCCCCCUUCCAAAUGCAUUGUUGGAUGUUAGCUUUUUCAGCUGAAGAAGCAACCAUAUAAGCAUCACCAUAUGCUGGAAAUCUAUUCAGUAAAUGAAGACUCAGAUCCAUCACAUCUUGUGGCGUAUUGGAAGCAGAAACAUCCUUCUGAACUGGAUUCAAAUCUGACACAAAGCAACAAGUGGAUAGUCUUUGAUAGCUGAGACGUAUUGUUCACCAGACAUUUCUGCACCUUUUUUUCUAAAUUGAGAAAAAAAGACCUGAGAUCUUUUUGCUGCCUUUAAAUCCAACCUCACUCCUGCCUUAUCUUUCGUGCCAAGCCAACAACUACGAUGAUGUUCUGCACCACCUUUCUUUCUGCUCCUUCUGAGGAACUUAAUUGUGAAGCUUCUGGAAGAGGAGCAACUAUGGGAGGUGGAGGGCUGAGCCCAGGUAGCUGCCUGUCUUCCUUACAUUGCCUGGUUCUCCCCCAGGAUGAAAUGUACCCAUCUCUUUCUGACCCCACUGCUCGACUUUCCAUCUGCUCUGAAGACCGGGCUUGCAACUUGGUGGACAAGGUGCUUGUAGACAUCAGUGUGACCACCUGCGAUGCAAGAAGGAGCAGGUGUAUUUGGGAUAACCUGAGAAGGCGACGCAGUCGGUCCGCAUCGCCUUCACCCAGCAAAACGCCCAAUAGUCCUUGUAGCAAGCGUGUCGGAGGACCCGCAUUGCCCAUGGCAACUGUCGAUAUCAAAAACCCAGAGAUCAACAGUGUUCAGCGUUAUCACAACAAUUCUCAGAUGAACAACAUUGUGCACUCUUCCUUUGCCAAGAGGGAGAAAAAAGUCAAAGGGAAGAAGAAGCGAUUGACAAAGGCAGACAUCGGCACACCGAGCAACUUCCAGCACAUUGGACAUGUAGGAUGGGAUCCAAACACAGGCUUUGAUCUGAAUAACUUGGACCCAGAGCUGAAAAACCUGUUUGAUAUGUGUGGCAUUUCUGAGGCUCAGCUAAAGGAUAAAGAGACCUCUAAGGUCAUCUAUGAUUUCAUCGAGAAGAACGGAGGUGUAGAUGCUGUCAAAGAUGAGCUGCGGAAACAAGCACCUCCACCUCCACCUCCAUCCAGAGGCGGACCUCCUCCCCCACCACCACAUCACGGCUCCGCCCCUCCCCCACCACCACCUCCCGCACGGGGACGAGGUGCCCCUCCACCUCCUCCCCCCUCCAGAGCUCCCGUCUCUGCACCCCCGCCUCCCCCUCCAUCACGGCCAGGCAUAUCUGCUCCACCGCCGCCUCCUCCCAGCCGCGGCCCACUCCCGCCUCCCCCUCCACCGGCCCACGCAUCCCUUCCCGUUGCACCUCCCCCACCACCCCCACCUCCCCCCUCAUCCGGCGCUGGCGCACCUCCUCCUCCCCCUCCCCCCCCACCUCCUCCUGGCCCUCCACCCCCAGCUCCUCCGCUCGCCACAGAAGCUAACGGAGGGGACAGCAGCCUGCCGGCAUCCGGAAGCAAGUCGGCGCUGCUGAGUCAGAUCAGAGAAGGAACCCAGCUCAAAAAGGUGGAGCAGAAAGAGAGGCCAGCAUCCAACGUGGGCAGAGACGCGCUUCUGGACCAAAUCCGACAAGGAAUCCAACUUAAAACUAGGGACGAUAAUAAUGACUCAGCACCUGCCACACCAGCCCCAUCAUCAGGCAUUGUUGGGGCCCUCAUGGAGGUGAUGGAGAAAAGGAAAAGGGCUAUUCACUCUUCAGAUGAGGAUGAUGAUGAUGAAGAUGAUGAAGACUUUGAGGAGGAGGAUGAGUGGGAUGACUAGUGUUUGUUUGUUUGUUUUCUUUUCUUUUCUUUUCUUUUUCUUCCCUUCCCAAACCCCCCCCCCAUCCUCAGUUCCCCAACCAAAUGAUCACAACACUAAAAUUGUAUUUGGAAAAAGAAAUCGUUAAUUUCAAAAUUAUUAAUGUAAAUGUUCUAUUGAUUUGCUGUAUAUUUUUUGUUGCCUUCAUGCCUUUUUAUUAAUCUGUGCAAUACCUCAUUUAAUCUGUAAAUGUUUGUCAUCGUCAUCUUCGGUCGUCGGCCCUUCAUCUUCUCCCUUUACGCCUUAUUGGCUGGAUCUGUCUCUUGAUAGCAAUAUGUCUCAUCUCUCAUUUUAAGUGUCCCUUGCCCCCCCCCCCGCACAUCACUCCCUCAUCUGUCACUCAGGCAUCUUUCAUAUCUGCUGCCUCCCAUUGCACAUGUUCCCAGUCCUCAGUUUAACAUGCAAUUUUAUAUCAAUUUGUCUUUCAAACUUCAGAGUUAAAUGUAGUUUUGGGGUGGUGGCUUACAAAGCAGGUCCCCACAGAUCUUUUGAUUAGUCGUAUCAUCGUUGUUCAUUAGGAGGGAAAAGAAUUAACUAUUUUCAUACCCUACUGCUCUGUAGUUUAUUUUUACGUAUUCAAAUGAUCCUAGUUUAGCACUCAUAUUUUCUUAAAACAAAAAGGAUUUUUGGAAUAUUUAGCUUCAUUUGUUGUGGACUGUAAAUUUUCUCCAGAGUUUGAGUCUUGUUAUAUUUUUGCACAGAUUAAAAAGAGGAGACUCGCUGCAUGAAUACAGGACAUUUUUCAGGUCUGCUUCAUUAUGGAAAUUACAUACGCUUUAGGUAAUGAGACAGAAAUACACCUGAACAUGAAGCUUUUUUAUUUCAUUUGUUUUUAAACACACAACACUACAUAGAGUACAUGAAUGGAGGUAGCCCACAGUGUUAUGGCAGGCUAUCUGUUGUGAUUUUUAGGGUUUUGGGGUGUUUUGUUUUGUUUUUUUCAACAACACUAAAGAUUCAGCUGAAUCUGUGUUCUGUUUUUUUACAAUAGCAAGCAGAGUAUUAAUAAAUGCCUGUUUGUUGAAAUCAGGUCAUUCAUCAUGUAAAACUUGUGGAAUAAAGACAUUUUAGUUUUCAUACCUGAUGCUUAUCAUGGGUCCAUAUGCAAAGUUACUGUGGAGAAACACCAGGGCUAACAUCAUGUACUUCCUGCUAUAGGAAGAAAUGCAUCCAUGGCAUUCUUCUAACAAGUAUCAUUAUUUUAGCUAACUGUAAAUCAUGAGGUGUAACAUAGGAAUUACUUCCGUAAAGAACUCUGUGGUUAACAGUUCUCUACAAAGACUAAAGAUUCAAGCUGUCAUUUGAUCUGAACUAAAAAAAAAAAAGGAAAACGGUUAUCAGCAAGUUUAACAUUUUUUAUUUAAUGUUAAAUAGGACAAAAUACUUCAGUCACAACUAGUUAAAAAUCGUAAUUGUUAGAAAACUGUAAUUUCCACGGUUGUGGAAAUUCCUUCUAACCUGUUUGUCUCUAAAGUGAUAUUGUAUAACAACUUUUGCUAAACAGCAGUUGAUAAGUUUUCCUUUAGUGCUUUCUGUCUGAAAGGUUCUGCAAGAUAUGGUUAAAAUUAUCCGUCAGCGCAAAUCAUCUUUUCCUGAAUGUAUGGAAUAGCUUGCUUAUUUCCUACAAAUUUAGGUCUUAAUUACAAAUCGAGUUAAAAUUUCAAAUUCAUAACUUUAAGUUUCAAGUUGGGUCUGUCAAAAUUUUGAUUUAAAUAUAUCUUAAAAUUUCAAGGGUUUUUUUUUUUUUUUUUGCAUUGGCAGAAAAUGGCUUUAAAAGUUAAACAAAAUUAUGACAGAUAAUAGAAAAUAAAGAAGGCAAAUCACUUCCACUAGUGAGCAUUAGUGACAAAUGACAGUUAUUGGUAAAUCCAGUAUUAUAAAAUUAGCUCUAACAGCAGCCAUAAAUGGAAAAUGUUAACUUUUAUCAUAAAGUAAUAUAUUUUCUGUUAUUGUUGGCUAACAUUAGCCAUUAGCAUAUGUUUAUAGCACACAUUAAACCCUUGGCCUCAAAAAUAGAGAGAACCUGACUUCCAACCUGUACGUAAUCAGUGAAGCAUCAUGAAGACUGAUUGGUAUGGUUUCAGGCUUCAAAUUUUAGCUAACCAUAUGCUAGCUGCUUAUGCCAGAACAAAAAACGUGGCAGAGAAAACCGUGAACCGAACUAAGGGUGAGUAGUACCGCUCGCCAAGAAAGGGGGAAAAAUCUAAAAGCUGUUGCUGUGUCAUCAAGCUAAUGAGUUGUCAUGUUUAGUAACUAAACCUUAAAAAAAGCAUAUUAGCAUUCCAGUCUGGGUAAUUUUGCUAAUACGUUUCUGGAUAAUAAAAAAAAAAAGACCAAUACAACACUCGCUUGAAAAAUACUGUGAUUGAAAACAUUUAAAGCUCUUCAAACUAUAAUUUCUUUUCUUCUGUUUGCUAUUUAAGAAAAAAAUAUUUCCUUCAAAUCAUGUCUUUGAGAGACAAAUUGCCACUUGCUUGAUUUUUUUUUUCUAUUUUUUUUUCUUUUUUUGUCAAAUACUAAGAUACUUCUUGGGAGAAAAACCAGCCAUGUUUUGCUGAUGUUAGCUUCUGUAGGUAACUCGGUUAAUAAGACAUUGUGAAUGCCAAGUCUUACCAAAAAGGCUGGACGAAUAAUGACUCUUACAAUGUACACUCCAAUAAAAGGUUGAUAUAUA